CACUCCUUUUUCAAGAAUCAUAACACAUACUCCCUCCGUCCGGAAAAGAAGUUUACGUUUCUCUUUUUUCUCCGUCCGAAAAUAAAGUUUACAUUUCUAAUUUUAAUCCACACUCUUCCAAAAAUACCCUUCUCUACUUUUCUUUCUUUCUUUCUCUUCUUUUUUCCUUACUUUUUUUCCCUUAUUUCUCCUUCCUCUUCUCCGCCACUCUUUUCUCUUCCGUCUUCCCAUCCUUGUUCUUAUCUCUUUAUCCUCUUCUCUCUUUUCAUUCAUUUGCUUCUCCUCCCCGCAAGUCUUUUUUCCUUUUCUUCUUUUCUCCUUUUUCUUUGUGUAGAUCUGACUUCUUUCUCAUCUUCCUUUUCUAUCUUUCUUCUAGAUCUAAACAGAUCUGCAAUCACAUCGAUGGGAGAUGGCGGUGAUUAAGGUGGUAGCGGUGAUGGGGGCUGGCGAAGAUGGGGGAUUGGCAGCAGAGAUGGCGGCGAUUUGCUCGUGCUAGUGCUUCCAGAAAUUCUUUGAUUUCUUGCCAUAUGAGAUUGAAUGCCAUAACUAUUAUUUUUGUAUUUUACUUUUUAUUGGUGCUCUUGGGAAAUAUGCACAUAUAUGAUCGUGGUGGGGAAAUCUGCAAAGGGAGGCUGAUGAUUGUGGUGGGGGAUGGCCGCGAAGGGAGGUUGCCGGAGACGGGGGCUAGCGGCAAGCCGGCAAUGGGGGUGGCAGAAAUCGGCAGUGUGGUAAAACUAAAGGUGGGAAGGGUAUUUUGGACUAAUUCACUCCAUAGUCAACCUCCCUUAAAAAUGACCAAAAGUCAAAACGUAAACUUUAAUACCAGACGGAGGGAGUACUUCAUUCGUUUUGUAAAACUUUUCAACUUUCACAUCUUGCUUCUCUCAUAAAAUAUUUUAAUUUGAACUAAACGGACACAAUUACAUUUACUUUUCUUAGAUUUAAUCGAACAUGUCUCGACAACUUUUUACACCAUAUCUAUUGUGACAUUUUCCGAGUCAUAAUCUUUUCAAUUUCACACCCAACCACUUAUGGAACGCCACAUUUCAUUACAGCGAUGAGACAUGGUCUUAUACUCUUAUCAACGAACCAAAAAACUAAGGCACAAUCAAAGUCAAAACCGGUGUACAAUCAAAAGUCCACACGCAACAAAAAGGAAAUGAAAGCGAAGCGAUUCGUGCCCCCGAAUUGCUAAAUCACUGACGAGUCAUAAUUGGGCAACUCUCUCUGACGACUUGCAAGCGUGCAGAGCAUGGUUGCAUGCAUUUCCUCCACAUUCUUCUUCUUCUUCCUCCUCCUCCUCCUCCUCCCGCACUUGUUCCCUCUUCUUCCCUUUCGCCAGAUCUCGUGCGCAAAGACUGACACCGUAACCGCAACUCUGUCCCUGAGAGAUGGAGAUGGAGAGACCGCCAUUGUUUCCUCCAAUGGAACCUUCGAGCUCGGAUUCUUCAGUCCAGGCCAGUCCCGGAACCGGUACGUCGGGAUAUGGUACAAUAGCGUGUCUCCUAGAACAGUUGUGUGGGUUGCCAAUCGCCAGAUCCCUCUCAACGCUACAUCUGGAGUCUUCAGAAUCGUCAAACCCGGAUCCCUUGUUCUUCUGGACGGAGCAUCAAAUCGCACCGUUUGGUCGAUUAAUUCCUCCAGAUCUACCCGGAAUCCCGUCGCGCAGCUUCUGGACUCCGGGAAUCUGGUGUUCAGGGAUGGCGAUGGAGAGGCGGAUUUUCUAUGGCAGAGCUUUGAUUACCCGACUGAUACCUACUUGCCUGGGAUGAAUAUAGGGCGGAACUUGUUAACCGCGCACGACAUAUAUCUCACAUCUUGGAAGAGCAGCGAGGAUCCAGGUACAGGGGAUUAUACAUAUUCCAUGAGUUUGGAUGGGUAUCCUCAGAAUUUCAUUAUGAAGGGUUCAGUUGUGAUGUAUAGAUCUGGCCCGUGGACUGGAUCACAGUUUAGCGGCUCACCCAACUCAAGAAAGAGUCCUUUCUAUGAAAUUGGGUUUGUUUUUAACCAGACAGAAGCGUACUUCACUAACCAGCUGCUGGAUUCGGUUCUAACACGGGCUACAUUGAACCCGAACGGAGUGCUGGAGCGCACAAUAUGGGUUCCUCGGACUCGGGGUUGGACCAUUUACCUCACUGUACCCACAGACACAUGUGAUACAUACAAGCUUUGUGGCGCGAACGGGCAAUGCAGCAUUCAGAGCUCUCCUUUGUGUGGAUGUCUUGACAGGUUUGUGCCAAAGAAGCCAAGUGAUUGGGUCAAGGGAGAUUGGUCCGGCGGUUGUGUAAGGAGGAUGCGUCUGAGUUGCAAUGGAGAUGGGUUUCUGAAGUACUCUGGCAUCAAAUUGCCAGACACGAAAAAUGUUUGGUUCAAUCAGACGAUGACACUCCAAGAGUGCAAUGCACGCUGCUUAAAGAAUUGCACUUGUAUGGCUUACUCAAACUUAGAGGUACGAAAUGGGUGCUUCAUGUGGUUUGGUGAUCUGCUCGACAUUAGAUUAGCUGCAAAAGAAGGGCAAGACAUAUAUAUCAGGCUUGCAGCUCCGGAGUUAGUGGCUGGAGUACUUAUGCUGACUCUGGUUAUUGUGGCGUCCUAUAUAAGAUGGAGGAAACAUUCAGAGCCGAAACAUGAAGUAAGGCGAAUGCAUAACAACGAAAGCAACAAUGAUGAGUUUGAGCUACCCCUGUUCGACUUUUCCACACUGAUUAAGGCUACUGACAGUUUUUCUGCAAAGAGCAAGAUCGGAGAGGGUGGAUAUGGGCCUGUUCACAAGGGCAUGCUAGAUAAUGGACAUGAAAUAGCUGUGAAGCGGCUUUCGAAAACUUCUACUCAAGGACAUGGUGAGUUCAAGAAUGAAGUACUAUGCAUUGCUAAACUCCAACAUCGGAAUCUAGUAAGGAUGCUUGGAUGCUGCAUUGAGGGAGAUGAUAAACUGUUGGUCUAUGAAUUCAUGCCAAAUGGAAGUCUUGACACAUUCAUAUUUGAUGAAGCACAAAGUAGACAUCUAGAUUGGCCAAAGCGCUUCCAAAUCAUCAAUGGGGUUGCUCGAGGACUUACAUAUCUACAUCACGAUUCACGGCUAAGGAUCAUUCAUAGAGAUCUAAAAGCCAGCAACAUUCUGUUGGAUUCUAACAUGGAACCAAAGAUAUCAGAUUUUGGAAUAGCGAGAUCUUUUGGAGGGAACGAGAUAGAAGCCAAGACAAACAUAAUUGUUGGAACAUAUGGCUACAUCUCACCGGAAUAUGCAGCCCGAGGGCUCUACUCAGUAAAGUCUGAUGUCUUUAGCUUUGGCGUAUUGGUAUUGGAGAUUGUAACUGGGAAGAGGAAUACAAAAUUUUGUCAUCCAGAUAGUGAUGUCAACCUUGUUGGACAUGUAAGCAUUAGAAGUUGCAAAAAAUUUUAAGUUCACUAGCUAACACAAUUGUACUUGUAUGUAGGCUUGGAAUCUGCAUAGAGAGUGUAGGUCAAUUGAUUUAGUAGAGCCUCAUCUAAGGGACACACCAUCUCUUUCAGCAUCUGAAGUUCUUCGUUCAAUUCAUGUGGCUCUAUUAUGCGUGCAACAGCGACCAGAAGACAGGCCAAGCAUGUCUUCCGUCAUCCUAAUGUUAAAUAAUGAAGGUGUUUUGCCCCAAUGUAAACAACCAGGUUUUUUCACAGAAGACAAUACCACUUUUUAUGACAAAGCUGAAUCAACAAAUGAGAUUACCAUUACCAGCUUAGUCCCACGCUAGCAAACACCUGACUUUUUUUGUUCGUUUGUUCUAUUGUUAUCCCCGAGUUUGAGCUCUUGAUGCUUUGAUUAUCGAAAUGUAUAUAUCAGUCUGCUCAAGUUGUUCUGCCAAAAAAAUGUACUCACAGUGCUUACAUUUUCUAACUGCACUUAGUUGACAUACCUGCUAAUAUAGCAAUAUGUGACCC
Messenger RNA from Cuscuta campestris, 3918 nucleotides. The record is from the annotation of a GenBank genome assembly. Lineage: Eukaryota; Viridiplantae; Streptophyta; Magnoliopsida; Solanales; Convolvulaceae.